GUUACUGCUACUGCUGCACCUUAUAUAUAAAUAGGCUUUUUUUUAAUGUAUAUACUUAUUUUCUUUUCUUUUUCUUAUAUCUAUAGUUUAUACAAUGAAGGAUACCUCUUAUGUUCUCAAUAAUGAAAGCGGCUACGCUACCAAUGUUUUUGCUGAAAAGGAAAAUUGGUUCCUUCCUAAAGAAUUGGUCAAAAAUGAAGUUAACUGGUUUUAUACCAAUUUGAAUAUCGAUGAUUAUUAUUUCGCUCUUGAAAGCAUCCUUGCUUAUACUAAGAAUGAAAAUGUCUUGGAUGUUAAUCUCGAAAAGGAAAGUGAAGAUUCUGCUGUCUACAUUCAUUCUUCUGAACCUGGUGUCUCUCAACUUAAUGGACCUGAAAUUGAGAAAACAAUCGAUGAAAAGUUCUUGGAUAACUCUACUUCCUCUCAAGCAUAUCGUCUGAAUCUUACCAACCUGCAACAGAAGCCAAGAAUGAACAAUCUGAAACAGUUGACAUUAGACAAGUCGCUGAUAAAAACUUUUUUGCGAAAGGCAACUGAUUAUACCUUAAACCUUUAUCAAGAUGUCAUGCAAACUGUUCUUCAACGUACCGGUCCUGUCAUUGAGAUGUAUGAGGGAAGGUACAAAGGGUUUUUCUCUGCUAUUUCUGAUUUGUAUCACUAUUACGACUUAUAUUCUACACGCAAAUAUGUCGAACAAUUUUCAAAUGGUGUGACUAUUAUUGGAUUGUACUUACAUCCUGUACCUCAAUCAAAGGCAGCACCUAUUGAACAUACUAUCUAUCAAGUCAUGAAAGAAGCUUCCCUUCUCUAUUGUCUUCCUAAAACACCUCUUCAACAUUAUUUCAAAACAAAUAAGCUUUCAGUUCAAGAGAUGGUCUAUAGCUACGUUGGUUGGAUCUUUGCUCAACAUUUCCUCAACAGAUUAGGUAAAGAAUAUCUUAGUUUGACCUCUAUCUUGAAUCGUAGCAAUCCUAUGCAUGAGGAAGUUCUCUCUAAAUUGAAAAAACGUCUUCGUCAAGAUACCUUUACUCGUGAUUAUAUCCUCGACAUCAUCAUGAGUUACCCUGAACUCCUCAAGAUCCUCUAUGCUAACUUUGCCACGACUCACUAUGUGAAUCAACGUGAGGCCUCAUUACAACCUACCAUCUCCUAUCAACGUUUGACCAACAUGGAGGUCCUUUCCGUUGAUGAUAUCAGUAAACGUAUCAAGUCCGUCACCAGUAACGCUCAUGAACAGCUCGUCUUUGAAUCCUUCCUCACCUUUAACAAACAUAUUCUCAAGACUAACUUUUAUCAAACUACCAAGGUUGCCCUCUCCUUCCGUCUUGACCCUAGUUUCUUGCCCGAGAUCGAGUACCCUCUCCCCCCCUAUGGUAUGUUCUUGAUCGUCGGAUCUGAAUUCCGUGGUUUCCAUAUUCGUUUCAGCGAUGUCGCCCGUGGUGGUAUCCGUAUGAUUCGUUCUCGUAAUCGAGAGGCUUAUUCCAUUAACUUGCGUACUCUCUUUGAUGAAAACUACAACUUGGCCAAUACCCAACACCGUAAGAACAAGGAUAUCCCUGAAGGUGGUUCAAAGGGCACCAUCCUCUUGGAUGUCGAUCAACAAGAUAAACCCCUUGUCGCCUUUGAAAAGUACGUAGACGCUGUCUUGGACCUCUUGAUCGAUGGUGAGACGAUCGGAGUCAAAGAGAAAUUGGUCGAUCUGACAGAGAAACCCGAGAUCUUGUUCCUUGGUCCCGAUGAGGGUACUGCCGAGUACAUGGAUUGGGCCUCUCAACACGCUCGUCGUCGUGGUGCAAGCUUCUGGAAGGCCUUCACGACCGGCAAGAGUCAGUCCUUGGGUGGUAUCCCUCAUGACGUCUAUGGUAUGACAACUCGCUCUGUACAUCAAUACGUCUUGGGUAUCUACCGUACCUUUGGUCUUCAAGAGGAGGAUUGUUUCAAAUUGCAAACAGGGGGUCCUGAUGGUGACUUGGGUUCCAACGAAAUCAAGAUCUCUAAUGACAAAACCAUUGCUGUUGUGGAUGGCUCAGGUGUGCUCUAUGACUCUGAGGGUAUUCAUCGUGAGGAACUUCAACGUCUCGCUAACCGUCGUCUGAUGAUCAAUAAUUUUGAUACAAGCUACUUGUCCUCAAAGGGCUUCCGUGUCCUUGUAGAUGAAGAUAACGUGACAUUACCUGAUGGUACCUUGGUCGAGAAUGGUCUCCAAUUCCGUAACACAUUCCACACCAACCCUCUCGCUCAGGCCACUCUCUUUGUCCCCUGCGGUGGUCGUCCUGAAUCGGUAGGUCUCGAUAACGUACACCUGUUGAUGGGUGAGAAUCAUCCUAGUGGCGCGCCACUUUACAAAUACAUCGUUGAAGGUGCUAAUCUCUUCUUUACUCAAGAGGCUCGUCUUCGUCUCGAGAAGGCCGGUAUCGUCAUCUUCAAGGAUGCCUCUGCUAAUAAGGGCGGUGUCACUUCCUCUUCCCUUGAGGUCCUUGCUGCCCUUGCCUUUAGCGAUGAUGAAUUCGAAAAACACAUGUGUGUGAAGGAUGGCGUCGUUCCUGAAUUUUACCAAUCCUACGUUAAGGAGGUCCAAACGUUUAUUGAACACAAUGCUGCCCUUGAAUUCGAUGCCCUCUGGAGGGAACAUCAACGUACUAAGCAACCUAUCUCUAUCCUCUCUGAUGAACUCUCAACCGCUAUCGUUCAACUUCAAUCUCAAUUACAACAAUCCGGUCUCUGGGAUAACUCUACUUUACGUACUACCUUACUCUUGGAAACAGUCGGUCUUGAAUCCUUGUUGCAACGUGUACCUGAAAGUUAUGUAAAGGCUAUCUUUGGUGCUCAUUUAGCUUCUCAAUUUGUUUACAAGUAUGGCGCUCAUCCUGAUAAUUUUGCUUUCUUUGAAUUCAUGCGUGAAAACUUUUAA
Messenger RNA from Cokeromyces recurvatus, 2911 nucleotides. RefSeq names its product Glutamate/Leucine/Phenylalanine/Valine dehydrogenase-domain-containing protein. Gene Ontology annotation, cellular component: mitochondrion. The record is from RefSeq and is a predicted model, not a curated record. The transcript is spliced from 8 exons. NCBI's taxonomy places the organism in Eukaryota, Fungi, Mucoromycota, Mucoromycetes, Mucorales, Mucoraceae. Gene Ontology annotation, molecular function: L-glutamate dehydrogenase (NAD+) activity. The coding region runs from base 95 to 2911 and encodes 938 amino acids.